Lolium perenne is the source of this 1150-nucleotide messenger RNA. RefSeq lists its product as uncharacterized. The record is from RefSeq and is a predicted model, not a curated record. Lineage: Eukaryota; Viridiplantae; Streptophyta; Magnoliopsida; Poales; Poaceae.
CACUUGGAAAGGGAAAGCAAUCACACGAGACAAGACAGGGGGACGGAGACUCGAGAGAAGAGAGACUGCUGCCACCAGAGACCGCUCCUCCUCAUCUGUUCUUCCAACCCUCCGCAUCUCAGCAAACGCCCGCCCAGCAGAAGCUAAAAGGAUACGCCACAGAAUUACAUGGACUCUCCUUGCAGGAGAUUCGAUUCGCUCAUAGAGAAGGCUGUGUAGAUUGACCUUCGGCUGGGUCCAACCUCCAACUCCUAUUUUGGUGUACUGAACACUGCUUGAUGUGAUCAUAGCUCUUGGUUCAUAGUUUCCAUUAGCCAUUACAGCAAGGAGUUCCGAAAUGCUGAGAAGCUCCACAGUUCUUCCUGUUGCUUCCUUGACCGAACAACUAUAGUACUUAUGAGGGGAGGUACUGUUUAUUUAAACCUGCUCAUGCUCUUAUUCUUUCUCAGAUGACUGUCAAAUAUUGGCUGCAAAUCUCACUCUCAUGUCAUGAAGAGCAUGAUCAUUGGAAAUUCGGAUGAAUUUUGCCGUUGUCAGGUGUGCCUCGGGAAGGACACGCUACUUGGGGAUGAAGAAAACCCAAGAUUGGCGAUGUUUGAAAGACGGCUUCCCUUCUUUGGUUGUGGAAUUGGAUGGUGUUGUUUUCUUUUAGGUUUCAUGUGCCCUUUAAUCUGGUACAUAGCGGCUCUUCUUUAUUGCUGCAAGUACUACAACCGGGAUCCUCGAGAACGGCCUGGGCUUUGUGCUUCUGCAUUUCUGGCAAUCAUCUUUACAGCAGUGACUAUUGUUACCCUUUUUGUUUUACUGAUAAUUUGUGAACACAAGCGAUUCUUGAAUGGCUGUGGUAGCGGACUGAAAAUACACAAUAGCUGGCUGCAAGAUAUUCGUUGCAUAUCCAUGACAAAUGGAGUACUUGACAGAAAUACUAUUUAGGUUAUUAGUUAAUCUAUUGGUUGAAUUCCCAGGAGAAAUCGAAGGAUUGCCCUUAGCAUGAUAGCAUGUCGGCACUGUCCGCUAUCACCUACUGUUUAGUGUAGAUUGAUGUACAGUUUUGUACUGGCGGAUGAACCUGUUGUAUAACAUUAUUGUACUGCCAACCCAUUGGAAUUUAUUCUUUCUGGCGCAAUCAAAGAUUACAUGUGCAAGCUAA